GCUCUGAUGCCGCCGGGCCCUGGCCAGAAGAGCUACAUCAUCGGCUUCGAGGUCGGGGACGCCAAGAACUUGCGGGUCGAGUCCGGCGCGGCGACCUGUAGCCCGUAUGUCGUCGUCAGCAGCUGUGGGAGGCAACACAGGAGCGAGAUCUUGGAGGACAGAUUGUGUAAGCAGGUUAACUUCAAUGGCGUGAGCAACAUCUGGAUGGAUGUCCUGCUGGACCAGGAGCAGUUCGAUUCAGCCUUCAUAGAGUUCGCCGUGUACGCGCGUGAGUUCUUCACGAGGAACCAGCUCAUUGGCAAGGCGGCGCUGCAGCUGGCCUUCGUGAACAAGAGAGACGGCCAGCUCUUCAGGCUCAAGCCAGUGAACCUCCGAAAGGAGGGCGUCGCGGAGAUCACUGGCAUCCUGACGGUCACCUGCUUCGUGCUCCAGCCUGGCCAGUCGGUCCCCAACUGGAAGACGGAGGCCAUCUCCGAGCGCCGUGACGACGAGGGCCAAGAACAGGACGACCUGCUCGACAUCAACAAGAAUGUGCUCAGGAGCAGGGCUCUGGAGGACGACAACGCCAAGGCCUACAACCUCAAAAUCAACAUCCACAGGAUAGAGCAGCUGCAGCCGAGGAACGGCGUGAAGCUUUCCCCGUUCGUGACAGUCGAGUUUGCUGGACACAGGGUUGAGGUCCCAGCGGCAGUAGAGGUCGAUAGGUACGCCUGGAACGUCACCUGCAGGAUCCCCGUGCAAACGCCCGUCUACGAGGAGACCAUCCUCGUCAAGCUCUGGCACGACCCUCGGAAGGGUGCGAGCUCCUUCCUGAAAGCCCUCGCCCCCGACGAGCUGCUGGCGGUGGGCCAGAUCUCCUUCACGGGGCUCUGGCAGACUCCCCUGCGGCCCAGGUGGUUCUGCCUGUACGGCUGGAAUCCGACCGAGAUCCCCGCCGACGGCUUCAAGGGCGCCGUGCCCGAGGAAAACUACUUUAUAGGCCAGCUGCUGAUCUCCGGAAGCGUCGCGGCCGUGGCCGACAUGGAGGACUUCAACGCCUCCGCCGGCGUCGACGAGAUGACCCAGCUCGCGCAGGACCCGCCGGGGGUGCAGACCUCGCUGAUGGCCAACGUGCACGAGGUGCACGGCGUGGUCGGCCGAUCGUGCAAGGUCGAGCUGCAGUUCGGGGAGGUGUCCGAGCAGUCGGGCAGCGUGACGUCCUGGGUGCGGCCGUCGCAGUACGGCCGCCACGCUCCGGAGCAGGAGGGGGGGGCCUGGGAGCAGGAGGUGGACAAGGACAGGGCGCUGGAGACGGUCACGGGCUUCAUCUUCAACAAGCAAGAGGGGCAGAUGAAGGCGCAGAUGACGGUUGUGCCCGAGGACGUGGAGUCCCAGCCGAAGGUCUUCAUAAAUGUCUGGACCAAAGGCGUGCUCUCUGGCACCAGGCGGGUGGCCUACUGCAUCAUCCCAAGCAUUAGCGAUUUUCCUCUGUUCAAGCCCGGGCAGCCGUCCAAACCCAAAUACUAUACCCUCAAGUGCAUGCCUGGAGCAGAGCGCCAGCGGGUGCCGCCGUCGAUCCUGAUGUCGGUGGAGAGGGCCGUGUUAGAGAUGGUCUUGGAUGACAACAGAAACAUACCGAAGAACAUACUCCAUUCGACUUACGUCCUGCGGGCAUACAUAUUCAUGGCUCGCGGCAUCUCCACGAACGAUCGCGUCGUGUCGACAGAAGACGUGCAAGUCAAAGUCUCCUGUGCUGGUAUUAUGAAGAGCACGAAGCAGAAACACAGCCGGAGUCAAAAGGGCUUCAAGCGCCCACUGUGGAUGACCGUAGUUGAGCUGAGGCUGAGGCUUGUAGCGGAGCACCCUGCAGACCCGCCCAGCAUGGAGCCCAUUCAUUUGACGCUCUACGUCCCUGGUGCGAACAGGGAGAUCGGGACCGCAACCUGCAUGUACGAGUACACGAGGAAGAAAGACUUUGCUGGAACCUGGGAGGAGUACGACCUGCGCCCUCAGUGGGUGAAGAUGUUCGGCGGGGAGCACGACAAGAUGUUGAAGGGCGACAUACUCGUCUCCUUCGAGCUGCUCAACGCCAAGGACGCGCAGGAGGAGCAGCUCCGCGCCAAGGAAAUGUGGCCGCUCCCUGCGAGCCCUCCCAAGCUUGGUGGGCGGCGUCAGCUCGUCGACAAUCGCUGGACCAAAAUGAAGAAGGCGACGCUGAAGUUCGCGCUCUACGGGCUGCGGGGCCUCGUGCCGGAGGAGAGCUCCUGGACUCGCCCAGGCGACUUCCUGGCGACCAGGGGGUUCCCGAAGGUGAGCGUCAGAGUGAAGGCCUUCGACGGCGAGAAGAGCAAGCCUUACAAGCUCGUCUUCAAGCUCCAGAGCGACGAGAAACAGAAGGGGCGCCUGCAGGUGCUCGUGAAGAAGAGGGAGGGGGGGUCGAAGCCUGAGAGCGUCAGCGUGACGGCAGAUUGCAGCGAUCAGCCCCUGAAGUACUGGCCGUCCGUGGACGGCCUCGGCAGGGACGGGAAGAACUACGAGUUCUUCGCGGUCGAGAGCCUGAACAUCACGCUCCCAGCGGACACGGUGCUGGAGCCGAAUGUCCGGAUCAUCGUCAAGGAACAGGCGGGGGACAACAUCUUCAAGACCAGCAUGCUGCAGGGGAAGUCCAGGCUGAUCGGCGAGCACUCGCUGAACCUGUGCGGCCUGCUCCCCUGCAACUGGUACGGCGUCGAGGGCCUGCCUCCCGACGCGACGGGGGAGAACUUCAAGAAGCACAAGGGCGCGAUCGAGAGGGCCAAGGAGGAGGCCAUGAAGAAGACGAAGGCACGGCGGGCAUUCCAGGAGGAGACGCGCACGCUGAAGAAGCCUGCCAGCGAGGAGCGCGGUGCGGGCGCGGCCUCCGGGAGCGGAGGCGCCCGCGGGUCGGAGCAGAGGUUUGCCCUCGAGAGCAGCGAGCUGGUGGACGCCAUGGCGCUGCCGUGCCAGUUCACGGGCUACGUCCCGAAGGGCAUCGAGUGGGGCUUGGUGGCAACGGCACUGGAAAAGCCCCACGACCCCGACGUGAAGGCGCUGGACAGGCUCCUGGCAGCGGAGAACAUCAAGCAGUCCCAGAACACACUGAAGGGGAAGCAGAAGCACCCCAUUAGGGGCUGCCGCCAGAAGCUGAGCAUUCCGAUGGACAUGGAGAAGUGUGACGCCCGGCUCAACAUGCACAUGGCGAAGGGGCUUGAACCGCAGAAGGGGCCCAAACUCAUGGCCGAGAAAGGCUCGGCCAGUGGCCGUCCACAGCUAAAGGGAUCGCUGGAAGAGAUCGACUACCGCGCGGACGACGGAGAGUACUGGACUCCCGACUUCUACUUCCACGGCCGUCCUCUCCUGCGAGACCACGAUCUCUUCGACGAGGCGCUGGAGUCAACGGAUCGCAGUACGGACUGGCACUUCAGCCCCGAGUGCCGCGGCUUCGUCAAGUUCGCCCUGAAGGUCACCGACGGAUGGGAGAAUGACAGCGAAGACGAUCUCGAAGAUGAAGUCAAUGAAGAAGGGGGGGAUUCGAGUUCGAGCGGGGACGAGCAGAAGGCUCUGCCGGACGAAACAGGUGGCAACGGUGGCGACGGUGGCGGUAUCUCUGCGGGCGGCACGAGGGGCCUCAGCUGGUCUUCAUCCAUGGUCAAAUCCAAGGGUCGUUGGAUAUUCGCGGACGGCGACGGCUGGUCUGAUUUCUUUUCGAUGCAGCGGACGACGGAGAAGGAUCCAGACUUGGUUUCUUACAAGAUCUUUCCGGAUGAUCGCGUUCCAGGCGGGGUAUCGAAGGGACAAAAUGUUAAGUUAGGUGAGUUUCGACAGCAGUGCAAGGUGCGAGUUCGUAUUUAUUUUGUGAGAGGUGUUUGCACGUAUGCUGACCCAGAUGGCUCCACAAACCCAUAUAUACAGUACUCGCUGGGAGGCCUAAACAAAGUCAGCAUGAAGAGUAUGGUUCGAAUGGCAGAACCGACUCCAGAUUUCUACCGUGUCGAAGAGCGUGAUAUAGAUAUGCCAGCUGAUGCGCAAUUGAUUGUGGAGCUGUGGGAUAAAGACGAGCCUACCAUGCUAGCCAGUGCGGUGCCAGCUGUGGCAAACUCCGACACGCUUAUCGGCAGUAGUUUCAUUGAUUUGGAGGAUAGGUGGUAUUCGAAAAGGUGGAAUAGAGAUAUGAAGCGUCAGAGGAUAUGUAAAGAAACCCGAAAGCUAACGAGUUUAAAAGAUCCGUUGCUGAACAACGGUACUAUCGAGAUGUGGAUAGAAAUGGUAGAGACGGAUAAGGUAUCUGCCACGAAGCUCUCAGCUCUCAAUCGUGAUCCUCCUGUUGAGGUCGAUGUGAGAAUUGUCAUUUGGGAGGUCAAAGACGUGAGGCUCGUGGACGGGGAUCACACCGACGCGAAGGUAGUGACGAAGCUCGAGUGCAAUAACAAAUACGGGGGAGAGCCGGGAUACCCCAAAACCCAGUCGACAGACGCACAUUGGAAUUGCCAAGACAAUGCCGAAUUUAACUACCGGGUAAUAUCCAAUCGAAACACCCACCACCAAUUGCACUAUCGGUUUUUCGCUGUACGACGAGAACAGAAUUAG
Molecule: messenger RNA, 4584 nt
Organism: Prorocentrum cordatum
Lineage: Eukaryota; Dinophyceae; Prorocentrales; Prorocentraceae
Source: the annotation of a GenBank genome assembly